UGGUUAACCAUCCUCUCUCCCUGGAAAUACUGUUUGUCAAAAAUGUGCUUCCAGUGACAGAAGGGGACUCGAAGUCGCGGUUUAGUGCGAGACAGCAAGUUGGGAAGUUUUCAAACGAGGGGAAGGAUGGCCAACAGACAAAAGAGGGUGAUUUUCUGCGGAGGGGCUCUGUUGAGCUUUGCUUCUGCCGUGACGGCACUCGUGGCGCUUGGGACUCACUUCUGGGUCGAAGGCUCCUUGUUGUGCAGGACCGGGGUGCAACUGGUCAAUGCCUCGGGAGCAGAACUGCACAAAUUCAUCGGGGCCAUCCACUACGGCAUUUUCCACGGCCAGAGGCUCCGACAAUGUGGUCUCGGCGGAAGAAGCUUUCAAAUCACCUUUUUCCCAACGUUAUUGGAUGCCAUACCUGCAAGCCUUCACGUCAUGGUUCUACUGUUUUCUGUAGCGAUCAUUGUAUUUGCUCUGGUGGCAACUGGAUUCUUCAUGUUCAAUGCUUUUGGAAGACCUUACGAGACCCUCCAUGGUCCUAUGGGCUUAUACCUUUGGAAUACCAUUGCAUGUUCCUGUGGUUUUAUGGUGAUGAUACUGUUUACCUCAGAAGUGAAGAUUCAUCACCUGUCCGAGAAAAUCGCAAAUUACAGAGAGGGCAGCUUUAUCUUCGAGACGUACACCGAGGUGUUUGGGUAUUCCUUCUGGCUUGUCUUUGGGUGUUCAUUGGUUCACUGCAGUAAUAUACUACUCAUCAGGUUCAUAGGAAUCCAAUUUCCUUUCCCACUCUCAAAAAGUACCAAUUCAAGUGAUGGAGGAGUUGACCUGAUGUACUGACCUCUCUACCCACAACUUACAAGUCAAAUUUCAGCAAGAAUUCACUGAAAGUCAGCACAGAGCUUCCUAAAGCCUGAAGUUCAUGGAUUCGGGAUGUUAGAAGAGCAUCUCACACCAACACAUCGGUGCUGUAUAUGAACGCGUGCUCUGGGUAACAUGGCAUACAAAUAUAGUCAGCGGUUUCUUUAUUUGGUAUGUGAAGGUUCAACGUGUGCAUUCAGAGAUGCUCUUCUGCACACCACUCAUUGCAACGAGUGGUUAUUUGAGUCACUGUCACCUUCCUGUCAGCUUGAACAUAUCUAGCCAUUCUCCUCUGACCUCUCUCAUUAACAAGAUAUUUUCACCCACAGACCUGCCACCCACUGGAUUUUUUUUUUUGUUUGUCUUUUUGCAGAGUUCUCUGUAAAUCAUAGAAUAGAGCGCAUGGAAAUCCCAGGAGAUGAGCAGAUUCUGAGGUACUCAAACCAUCCUGUCUGGCACCAAGAGUCAUUCCAUGGUCAUAAUCACUUAGAUCACAUUUCUUACUCAUUCUAAUGUUUGGUCUGAACAACAACAGAACUGCUUGACCAUGUCAACAGGCUUUUAAGCAUUGAGUUGCUGCCACAUGAUUGGCUGAUCAGAGAUUUGCAUGAACGAGCAGGUGUACAGGUGUACCUAAUAAAGUGGCCACUGAGUAUGUACGGGGAAUUUCAUAGGGCUGAGAUAAACAACAUGAUGUCGUCAGUGUAUGACGAAAGCAAGGUAACUUUGAAGAUAAAACACUGUGUACAUCCAGAAGCCUAGUUACCGAGCAUCAGUGCCUCUGGAACUGCUACAA
Molecule: messenger RNA, 1642 nt
Organism: Mobula hypostoma (lesser devil ray)
Lineage: Eukaryota; Metazoa; Chordata; Chondrichthyes; Myliobatiformes; Myliobatidae
Gene: clrn1
Product: clarin 1
Exons: 3
Coding region: 127-825 (232 amino acids)
Biological process (GO): sensory perception of sound; equilibrioception
Source: RefSeq, a predicted model, not a curated record